Molecule: messenger RNA, 9038 nt
Organism: Vidua chalybeata
Lineage: Eukaryota; Metazoa; Chordata; Aves; Passeriformes; Viduidae
Exons: 2
Coding region: 6940-8832 (630 amino acids)
Source: RefSeq, a predicted model, not a curated record
GGUCAGGGACAGAAAGAUACCAAAGAAAGGCAUACAUCAACUUAUAAACAGGGGAGGUCCCAGGGGAGGAUACAGUCUUUAACCAAUUGGGAGAAACUGGGGGUAGAACACAAGGCAGGGAAUACAAUGUUUAAACCAAUAGGGGAUUACAGGGGAGGAGAACAACUUAAACAAAUCAAUGGGGCUUUUAAGGGUACAAAAUUGAUAGAGAAGUUUCUAGAAAAAGGGGCAGGCGUGGGAAGGGAUUGACAUUCAAUGGGAGGAAGAACAGGAAACAAAAGGGCAGGUCCUUGAGGAGAUGGACAACUAGGGCAAAACCAACAACACGGGGGAAAGGAACAAUCCAUUGGUAAUAAAAUAUGCUAUAAGAAUACAAAAUGGGAGGGGGGUUAUACAGCUGACUAAAAUAAAAGUUAUCACCUUACCCUUAAAUACGGUAAUUUCCCAUAUUGGCUAAAGCACCACAGCAGGAUGGUGUGAGGGGUAUAUCCUGUGUAUUUCUUUACUUUGUAUUUCUUUGUAUUCAUCCCUGCCUGUUUUUUUACUACUUGAUGGGGACUGCUUUUUCUAUUUAGGGUCUUGUUCCAGAGGUAGCUGGAUAGACAGCCUAUUCAAAAGAACUGCCAAUGAUGUUUGCUUGCCUUCACCAAAGCUUUCCUUCAUCAUUUGUCUUCACAGAUUUUCUAACUUAGGAAGCCACUCUUAAGGUCACAUAUAAGGUUCACUUGCACAGAGGGACAGAGUCACAAGAAGAGCUAAAAGCACUUUUCCUACUGAAGAGAUCAGGAGUCUUCAGGUCAGCUGGAACAUCAGAAAGAGAUGGACCCCAGAAAAAUGUGUGCUUGAGUGCCAGCAGCAGUAAGCUGGUGCUCUUAGCAGAAAAUAGAGAGACUGUGAGAUAAAAUAGAAACACAGACUCAUAGAAUCAUUUAGGUUAGAAAGAACUUGUACUGAACUUACUGAGACCUUGGUGUUCAGUACACAAAUGCCUCUUGAAAAUACUAAGGUGCCUCAAGAAAUUUUUAUAAGCCAGCAGAAAAUUCAGGGUUGUAUGUUCUCAACAUUACAGAUGAAAAAACUUCCCAGAACAAAGCCUCAGACCUUAUCACAAUUGCAUCCUGAAAGGAAGCGAGGCUAAACAGUGCCUAAAGCCAGCUGAAGUCUGCUUGGAAACCUUGUCUCUUGUUGCUCUAGGUAUCAAAAUAGGAAGUAAACAGCUUAGAAGCAGUGCUGAGAAUGGUUUGGAGGAAGUACAGCUUCCUCUCCCUGCACUUGCUAAGUUUGCUUAUCUUCCUUUCUCUCAGCAUGGCCCCUUCACUCAUUACAGCCAGCAAAUGUUGCAGAGACCUUGCAGAAAUGGCCUAGAAAAAUAAUAUAUAUGCAAAAAAAUCUAUCACCAGCUCACAACUCUGAGAAGCCUUGCAAUGCUCUGCCUUAGAGCAAGAGCUUGAGGAUAUACUUCACAUCACUCAAAACAUCUCCAUUUCAGCCCCAAGAUUUUCACCAAAGAUACACCUCAAGCAUUAGGUGGUCUUAGAUCUUUGCAGAAUAUGCAACCCGAUUCUGACUUCCGGUGUCUUUACAUACAUACAACAGCAAUCACUAAAACACUUUGAAGUACUUUACAGGCAUUACUUAAAGGGAAAAUACAGUGUUUCUGGAGUUUUCUUUGGAUUUUCUUUGGAUUUGGGAAUAAAACCAUCCCCAAUCUGCUUAAGCUUGUAAUGUACAGGACAACCAGAGAAUACAAUGCUCUUUUCAUUAAAGUUAGAGGCCUUUAUGAAAGACAUUAUGACAGUAGACCUUCUGAUGGGAAAGGAUGAAGUGCCAUAGAAGUCAGUGGGCAUCAUCCCUUCAGGCAGAAGUCAAAGCAGAGCUGUGUCACUGUCCUCUGUGGCCAACUGACCCGACUUAUUAUUAGUGCCUUAGGGGGGUUAGAGUUAGUUUUUGGUUAGAGUAAGGAUUAAAUACGUGAUUUUCAAAUGUAGUGGUCUGGUGAAAUUCACAUGAAGUAGUAAUGUGGUUCAGCUGCAGAGCUGCUAACAGUUCUGGCAUGAAGAAAAUGCCUGAUGGACAGAAAGGUAUUGCCAAAAGCUGCAAAAAGCAGAAAUGCAGUAUUUUAGCAGAGACAAAAAUGGAAAAAGGAGAAGAAAAAAAAAUUAACCUGGUCAGCUUCAUUCCAGUUACUAAAAACUAUAAGGUCAAACAGAUAACUCUCACCAAAAUAAGGAGGCAAUACAUUAAAUACAUGGAUUUGUUGAAAACAAAUGACAUGAAACCAUUCAUUGUGAAAACCUGAUCUUGUGUUAAAAUUUGAAAUUAAAUUUUAAAAUGUUCUCUGUUCAUUUUACUAGUCAGCCUCCAGAUGGUAGUCCAAGCGAAAUGUCAGUUUUCUUUGUAACCAAACAAGGCAUUGGGUGAAGAGAAACUGGAAAUGUCAUUUAUAUUGAUUUACACAAAACCUUACUAGACUUUCCCAGAAGUUAAUCAUAGAAACAUUUUCUAGAUGCAUCAACAAUUAAAUGGAUGCUAGACAGAUAGAAAUCAGACAAGGUACGUUUUAGUUUUUCAAUACAAGGAAAAAUCAAACAGGAAUCCUGGUAAAUUUGGCCUAAAUGGGGACCGAUUUGGCAUUUCCAUGAAUGAUUUAGCCAGCAGGAUAUGAAAUAUUACUAUUAUUAAAUAGCUGCUGGCCAGGAGGAGGGGUGGCACUAAGGAAUUUCAACAGAUAAAGGUAACUGAGCACACAAAGAAGGGAAAAAGGUUGCUUGUCCAGAGGAAAGGAUGACCAGCCAAAACAUGGCAGUUGCCUUCAAAUACCUAAAAUGUAAAUGCAGAGCAGGAGGGCAGAGCCUGUUCUCCCUACACUUCAGCACAGGCAAAGCUGGCUAUGGCUUUAGGAGGUCUAAGUCAGUCAAGCAUCUGUGGGCAAUUGAUACUGCCUGGGGCUAGCACAGCACUCACCUCCCUCUUAGCUGUUUAGUUUCUGAUUUAGUUGCAAUGGAAUAGUUCCAUAAGCCAAUAAAAAGGAAGGUAAAAUCAGAGGUAAGUACAUAGGAAAUCUACAGACAUUUCGCUUGGACUACCAUCUGGAGGCUGACUAGUAAAAUGAACAGAGAACAUUUUAAAAUUUAAUUUCAAAUUUUAACACAAGAUCAGGUUUUCACAACGAAUCAUGCAAACAUUUCAGAUUGAUUGUUUCAAAACAAAAUUAACUAUUUCUAAUCAAGACAUUCUAAUAAUGCUGAUAGAAAAAAUUGUAUUUUUAUUUGUUUUUUUCAUUUUCCUCAAAACCUCAUGACUUCAGUCCUUUUGCUAAACAAAUAUUUUCAUUCCAUAAUUACAUUAACUGGACAAAACACUCUACCGGACAAAAAUGCUGCAUCGAACUUCUGCUGGCUGCUAUUACAAGAGGCAAACAUUAGAAUAUGUGGAAUUUCAGCCUUUACAAAAUUCUAGAAAAUCUGAUCAAAAUUUUGAAAACAUUCUAGCUUUCAUUCAUCGGUGCACUCACAACUUUUAAUGGCAGAUUUUUUACUGGGAUGCAUUUAGAACAGCAUUUUUUUACACCAUUGAGUAAAAUCCAUCUAAGAAGAGAGAAGUCACAGAAUCACUGAAUUUGCUGCGUUGGAAGGAACUCACAAGGACCCUCAAAUGUAACUCCUGGCCCUGCCAUCAUCAAGGACUACCCCAAGAGUCCCAUCAUGUCCCUGAGGGCAUUGUCCAAACAUUUCUGGAACUCUGUCAGGCUGGUGCUGUGACCACUUUCCUGGGGAACCUGUUCCAGAGCCCAACCACCCACCUUUUCCUAAAAUGCAUUCUAACACAACUUCAGCUACUUCCCUUGGAUUCUGUCACUGGUCACUGCAAAGAAAAAUUACAGAAUCACAGAACCAGUCAGAUUGGAAAAGAUCUCUGAGAUCAUCAAGUCCAGCCUGUGACAGAACACCAUUGUGUCAACCAGACCAUGUCACAGAGUGCCACAUCCAGUCUUUCUCUAAGUAUCUCCAGGGACAGCAACUCCUCCCUGGGCAGUCCAUUCCAAUGCCUAAUCACCCUUUCAGUGAAUAAAUUCUUCCUAAUGUCCAAUCUGAACCUCCUCUGGCACAGCUUAAGGCUCUGUCUUCAUGUCGCUGGUUGCCUGGGAGAAGAGAGUGACACCCGCCUGGCUACACCCUCCUGUCAGGGAGUUGUAGAGAGUGUUAAGGUCUCCCCUGAGCCUCCUUUUCUCCAGGCAAAACAACCCCACAUUCCUCUUUUACUCCUCAGUCUCUGCCCCUCCUCUUCCCCUCAUGAGGGAGUUGUAACUGCAAUGAAGUCUCCCCUGUCUUCUCUUCUCCAGGCUGAAUAGACCAAACAACUUCAGCCACUCCUCACACAGCUUCCCCUCCAGACCCUUCACGAUCCUCGUUGCCCUCCUUUGGACACUCUCUAAUAGUUUCAUGUCUUUCUUACAUUGUGCCACCCAAAACUGGCCCCAGCAUUCGAGAUGAGAUCGCCCCAGUGCAGAGCAGAGCAGGACAAUCCCCUCCCUUGCCCGGCUGUUGAUGCUGUGCCUGAUGCCCCCAGGACAGGGUUGGCCCUCCUGGCUGCCAGGGCACUGCUGACUCGUGUUCAACUCACCAUUGACCAGGAGCCCCAGGUCCCUUUCCAUGGCACUGCUUUCCAGCCUCUCCUUCCCCAGUCUAUACAGACAACAGGGGUUGCCCCAUCCCAGGUGCAGAAGCCAGCACCUAUCUUGGUUGAAUUUCAUACAGCUGAUAAUUUCCCAUCUCUCUAAUUUGUCAAGGUAUCUUUCCAGGAUCUCUCUCCUUUAAGGGAGUCACCAGCUCCUCCCAGUUUUGUAUAAUUUGUGAAUUUACUUAGCAUUCUUUCCAGUCCUAAGUACAAGUGAUUUAUGUUGAGGAACACAGGGCCAAGGAUGGAGCCCUGUGGAACCCACUGGUGACAAGUCAUCAUUCACUCUAACCCUUUGUGCCCCACCUAUGAGUCGGGUGCUCAGCCAUCACAGGAUGUGUUUAUCCAGCUGUGAACUGGGAAUUUUGUCCAGAAAGAUCUUGUGAGAGACAGUAUCAAAAGCUUUGCUGAAGUGCAAAAAGAUAAAAAUAACAUGCCCUGGCUUCCCUUGAUCAGCUAUGUGGGCUACCUUGUCAUGAAAGGUAGUUAGGUUUGACAAGCAGGACUUUCCCCAGAUGAAGCCAUGCUGGCUUUGAUCAAUGAUUACAUUGUCCUCCAGGUGUCUUUCAAUACCUCCCAGAAGAAUCUUUUCUCUGAUUUUAUCAAGCACUGGAAGUGUGUUUGACAGACCUGUAAUUUCCAGGCUCCUCUUUCUCACCCUUCUUGAAAAUCAGGACCUCUCUGGAUUCCCAAGACUGCUCAAAAAUCAUCCAGAGAAGCUUUGCAGUGACACCAGCCAGCUUUCUGGGCAUUCUCUGAUGAAUCCCUCAACAGAUUUGUAGGGAUCCAGAUGGAGCAGCAGAUCCCACAUGUGUUCAGAGUCAAAGGAGAGUUGAUCAUUCUCGCAGUCGUGAGAGAGAUUUGGGAGUGCCACAAGGUAAAGAAAGGCUUUAAAAACAUAACUUCAUAGAUCCUUGGAUUUUUAUGAUGCAGCUGAGUGUUUUCUGAACCUUCCUGAUUUAAAGUUGUAAGGCUUACUGCCAAUAUGCAAUGACUGAAGGGAAUGUAAGAGGAAUGGUACCACAGCUGCCACUUUUGUCUCCUGGACUAUCCAAAUGUCAGGAGGAGCCUCCAUGAAAAAUGCAAGUGAUAACAGAACUGGCAAGGAUGGCCUGAUGACACAUUUUGGUUCUAUGAACCUGAAGUGAAAUGAAGCCUUCCAACAUUUUGGCAUGCAAGGCAUAACUCCAAAAGGCUGCAUCAGAUGACUGUGGUAUGUAACCAGCAUUCCUCAGGAUGAAAAGGCAGCAUCUGAGAGUCUUUGUGGCCCUCAAGCCAAGACAAGGAAAAAGUAGGAGCUGGGCAAAACACAUUCCUCAGGAACCCAUACUGUUGUGCACAUCUCUGUAUUUUUUCCAUGGCAGACACUGUUGGCUUGCAAAUCUCACCAGAUGCCUGUGGCAUUUUAGGAGCAUCCAAUCAAGCCAUCCUGUAUGAGGCAGUCACUACACUUGGUAUUCUAGUUGCCAUCGAGAUUGUUACUUCGUGUGAUCUCAUGUAAUCACCUGCACUCCCUCUAGACAGAGAUUUACUAACAAGGAGAAACUUCCACCUAUUUUUCCUGCUCAGUGAUGGCACUGAACUUCAUGGCUAUGGGAAAUGUAAGACUGGCAAUGUUUAUGACAUCAGGAGACAAAAUCUCUUUGAAAGCAUGUAAAUAUUGGUAAAUUGAACCAUUUCAAAAGGAAUGGGAAACUUGUAGCCAGCCAGAGCCAUGGAGGCCUACAAAAAAACUGCUUUUCGGGAUACUGCACUUCUCUGGUCAGCAUCGCACAGUGCCUCGUUCAGCCCAAUGCAAUAUCCAGUCCAACCAAGCCAUACUAGGACUCCUCAAAGGCUCAUUUCCCAACUUAAUCUCUUUCUCUAAUCAUCAUACCAGAUUUUAAAUACUAAAAGCUAUGGUCUCUGAACUAAUUUUUCCAUCUCAGAUGGCCUGCUCUGACCAGACCUGCCAACAGUGCCCAAUGGCAAAGGUCUGGAGCUUGACCUUCCCUGGCUCUCUAGGGGACACAACCCAACUAGGGCUCUCAGGCAGGGAAAACAAUCACCUGGCUUCCCCCUUUUGCCUUCCCUUGUGCCAUGGCCCAGACGAUGGCAGGACCCAGCCAGCAUCACAGGGAUGUGCCCUGCCCUCGAAGGUGGUGCCCUUUGUGACAGCAGUCUGGUGUGACAGCGGCUGUUUGUGAUGCAGUGCUCUAGAAGAGCACCUCCCUCAGGAAGCAGCAGCUGCCCAGGGCAAUACUGACAGGUCUGCAGCAGAGGAUGCUAAAGACAACCAUGGAGAAGGAGGAGCAGCUGGGAGCAUGGCCAGCACAGGCAUGUGGCUUCGUUGUAUCAGCUUCCCUGAGCGAUGCAGGUGCAAGGACAGGCCACCAGCAACAAGCAGCACAGCAGGAGCCACUAGGGCUAUCAGUGUGCAUUGAGUGCUACCAAAGCGCUACAUGGCUGUGGGGGCACAAGAAGCAGGGGCCUUUUGUGAGGGAGAUCAUCGUGUCCUUUAAGAGGAGCCCUCCCGAGGACCUGGACGGAAGCUGCCCAGCCAGAAGCACAUGCAGACCGGCCCACCUCUGGAAAGCCACCCAGCCACAGCAGCAGGAUGGCCUGGAGGACAGGGAGGUACAACAGCCGGAAAGCCAGGGACAGGGUUUCUCUCUGAGGUGCUCUGGGGGACUCAACGACACAUCUAUGCAGGUAAUGCAGGAGCAGCUAGGAGCCCAAGCUCCAAUCAUCAAGCCAGUGGCCUUGAUCAGGGAACAGAAGCAUGAAAAUGCCACUGAUGCAGAGCUGUCUGAGGAAGAGGAAUGGGCAGAUGCCAUAGACACAGAGCUCUCAGAGGAAGAAGAAUGGGAAGAUGCCAUUGACACUGAGGUGUCAGACAAGGAGGAAUGGCAAGAUACAAUAGGCACAGAACUGUCUCAAGGAAUAGAUGCUGUUGGGUCACCUCCUGUCCACCACCGGGUCAGCUCCUUGGGCCUGGAGGACAACACUGAACUAAGGGAGGGUCCCAGCUUCCCCAGCAGUGUGGGCAGAGAGACUGCAGGAGAGGCAGCUGACAAACUGCUGAGAGCAUCUCCUGCCCCAGCAAAUGCCCAGCUGGCUGAUUCUGCCCUGCUUGUAGCUCCCAAAGAAGAGGAGCAUCAUACGCCUCUCAAACAUGGGGAGGCAGAGCCACCAGCUUCUUCUGCCCCUGUGGAGGCUGCAAGAGCAGCAGGGGCAGAGAACCAGGCACCUGCUCCACAUGGCCCCACAGCCGAUGGCCCAGCUCAGGUGGACACAGCCCAGUCCAUGGAGGCUGAGGGCCUGGAUAAGGCUGUGCUUAUAGUCCAAGGACUUGAUGAGCCAUCAAGAGAAAUGUGGGGCCAGGAACAAAGCAAGGACAAGGUGACAGGAGACAAAGCUACAGCAGAAGGGCCAGAGAAUCUGGAAGUUGGCCCGCAGAGCCCCACAACCGAUGCUCCACUACUGCUGAACUCAGCUGAUUACAUCAGAACUGAGAUCAUUAAGAGGGCCUGGCUUAUGAUCCAGGAACCUGUACAGGAGCUAGAAGAAGAGUGGGAGCAGGAAAGAAGCAUGGAUGAGGCAACAGCAGCAACAGCCAGAGCAGAGGGGCCAGAGAGCCCACCACAUGCCCCACAUAGCCCCACAGUUGACACCCCACUUCUGCUGGACAUGGCUGACUACAUCAGGACAGACGUUGUUAAGAGGGCCUGGCUUAUGAUCCAGGAACCUGUCCAGCAGCCAGAAGAAAAGUGGGAGCAGGAAGGAAGCGGGGACAAGGUGACAACAGCAACAGCCAGAGCAGAUGGGCCAGAGAGCCCACUACAUGCCCCAUACAGCCCCCCAGUCAGUAACCCACCUCUGCUGGACAUGGCCAAGUACGUCAGAGCUGAGAUUGUAAAGAAGGCCCAUCAUUUGGUCCAGAGACCUUUCCAAGAAGUGAAGGAGCAGCAGGACCAGAAACAAAGCUCAGAUGAAGCAAUUGCAAGACCUGCAGGAUGUGCCUACAGCCUUCUUGCCUCUACUGUCCUCAACACCCCAGCUCAUGAGGGAUGGCUGAGCCAUGCCCUCAGACUGCGGCACAGGAGAGAGGCAGAAGAGGGAACGAACAGCCGAUACCACAGACCUGCAGGACACAGCCCAGGAGAUCAGAACUGAGAUACUGCGCAAGGCUAUGCUCGUGGUCCAAGGAUUCCAGACUAUGGAACAGCAAGAUCGGUGGAACAGCAAGACCAAAGGAGCAGGCAGAAGAAUAGAGAGAGCUGGAAAAGGGCCCAGGUUAGAUGAUGAGAGUUACAGACACAUUUAGGAUUUGAUGUAGACAAAUUUUGAUGCUAAUAAAAGUUGUUACUUUACCAACAGUG